Messenger RNA from Culex pipiens pallens (northern house mosquito), 1715 nucleotides. RefSeq lists its product as uncharacterized. The coding region runs from base 125 to 1570 and encodes 481 amino acids. The transcript has 4 exons. Gene Ontology annotation, molecular function: protein binding. The record is from RefSeq and is a predicted model, not a curated record. NCBI's taxonomy places the organism in Eukaryota, Metazoa, Arthropoda, Insecta, Diptera, Culicidae.
UUUACUUAAAACAAUUUAGCGUACAACUGACAGACCGAUUGUUGUUUGUUUUGAACUUACACGAACCAAAGCUCGUUCGCUUGGUCGCAACUUCCGGUCCCGCAAACCGUAAAUCCGCUUCAAGAUGGCCACCAUCAACGACCUGCCGAACGAGAUCCUUCUGCACAUCUUCACCUACCUCCGGUGGCGCCUGAAGCCAGUGUCCUGCGUGUGCCGCCGCUGGGACUGGUUGGUCGUUCCACGUCUGCGACUGUUAGUACGUUCGUGUGAUGACGUGGACCAGGGCGGGCACAGUUUUUUGCGCCGAUCGAACCGACAGUAUGAAAGGUUAAUGUUUUCAUUCUCUGGAAAAACGGACGAGGCACAGGCGGCUCAAGACCAGACGGCUUUGUGGGUGUUGAGACAAUUUCCUCACGUUAAGGAGGUUUACUGUAGCUUUGACGAUACUAAUUUGAUGCGAAUACUGAUGUUCCUGGAUGGAUUAGGCCCGAACGUCCAACGGUUGACUUUAUUUCUUUCUAUGUUUUCUCGAUUCAGUGGCGAAUUGGAACCAUUUGAGGCACCCAGUGAUACUGUUUCCACGCCAAACAUGCAAAAAGUUCUCUUUGUUAACAUGAAUGGUCCUCCGUCUAAGCUCAUCUACAAUUGGUUUCAACGGAAUGCACCCAAUGUUGAUGAAUUGGAAUUUCACAACUGCGACCAAGCUGAAUUCAUGAUAACUCACUACUCAGGACAAUUAAAGAGACUUAAAAUUGAGCACUUUUUCUCUCAAGCAAACUACAAUCACCUUAAAUGUCCAAAAUUGGUACAUUUUACCUUUGAAAUUGAGAUUGGUUCAGCUAGUGGAAAACCGAUUCAGCUUGAUGCAUUUCUCCAAAACGCUUCUCGAAUCCGUCACUUUGAACUGCGAACAAGUCCUCCAUGCCAAGCUGCGGUACGUGCAGCUAGCCAGCUGUCGAACCUUGAGGUGCUGACCCUGGGUUCUGGAAUUGAAACAAUCUCAUUUGAAGAACACGACAAAUUUGCAACUUUGAAGCUUCCAGUGGCCCGGAAGUUAACCAUCCUCAAACCCACGAGUGACCGGUUCUACGCUCGCCUGAUCUUCCGCGCCCCAAAUCUUACCCACCUCGUCGUAGAAAAGGAUAUCUUCCUCAACAGCGAAUCGAUCGUAUCGAUCUGCACCGGACUAAGGCAGCUAACCGACUUACGCCUCAAAAUCCACCCAAAGGCCCAACUUGCCCUGAAGGCGUUCAGAUCAAUUCAUUUGCUGAAAAAAUUGCAGCACUUUUACAUCAGCCUCGAGGACAUCACCCAGCAGAGGUGGCUCGGCUGUUGGUUCAAGAAGCUGUACGCCCCAUCGGUCAGCAUAGAGUGCGAGUACUGCUUCGCGACCCUGCCGCUGAAGGACUUCAAGCUGCUGCUGGCGAACCGGCGGACGCGCGUUCUCCAGCUGAAGCGAAUCAACGUCGCCGAAUGGCACCGCACCGGUAGUGUCCGGCGGGAGACUGCCCUGUUGCGGCCGGACUUGCAGCUGCUGUAUCUGGACCCGGUGCAGCGGAUGUGGUAUUGAUGCGCUUUCAGUGAGUAAUUUAAUUGUUUAGCUUUUCAAGCACUUUGACAAAUUUCAAUCUUUCAUCGUUCAUAAAAUGCAUAAUUUUUCUGCAGUUUUCAAUAAAUAAUACAAAAAUCGUUAAUGUUAACAUAAGCUGAGUAAU